UUACCUAACUUUGACACAAACAAGCAGUGCUCAUAAGCAUGAAUUCUGCAGAAGGAAUCUGAGCUUGGUUGCUGGCCAUCAGUUGCAUGAGGAUAUCGCAGCCAACUGGAAAGUACUACUGGAAAACAAACACUGCAGAAGAAAUCCUGGGCUGAAGGCUCUGAAUAUCCCCAAAAUGUUCCUGCAAGUGUUUCUAGCCACUGGCUUGGUCCUUUGUGUAUCUGAUGUCUUAGGAGCAGAAGGAGAUGCCCAGACUAAUGGAGAGAACCUACUGAAGGAAAUCCAGGACAAGGUUAAUGACCUGUGGAUGAAUUUGCUCUACGCAUGGCCAUAUGAGGAACUGGUCACAUCCAACUGGACUGCUUAUGCCACUUGUGAAGUAAAGCCCAACCCCAAACUUGAUACAGGCAAACCACAGGUGAGAGGGCAGGUUUUGUUUCGGCAGACCUACCCAGAGAGAAAACUGGAGUUUAUUUUCUACCUGGAUGGCUUUCCCACAGGCACCAAUCUGUCUGGCAGAGCUAUUCACGUUCACCAGUUUGGUGAUCUCAGUGAUGGCUGCGACUCUGCUGGAGGACACUACAACCCUUUUAAAGUCAAUCACCCUCGCCAUCCUGGGGACUUUGGGAACUUCUACUCUAAAGAUGGCAAAAUUAGAAAAUACAAGUCCAACCUCAUGGCUACUCUCUUUGGCCCAUACACCAUUAUGGGAAGGUCUGUUGUGAUCCAUGAGCAGGAAGAUGACAUGGGGAAAGGAAACAACAAAGCCAGUUUAGAGAAUGGAAAUGCUGGCAAACGUCUGGCUUGCUGUGUCAUCGGAACAUGCGGCCCAAACUUGUGGGAAAAGAAGUUUCCUGAGGUUACAGAGAAGCGAAGGAAGAGGCUCACAAAAAGAGCACAGAGCAGCCAGGCCUAGGUGAAGACCAAAGAGGCAGGCAGCAGCUCACAAUAAAUUUCAUAUCUGCCAAGCUGGUUACUAAACAAUAGAAAGGGUUUCUGCUUCUCUUAGAAAGCAUAAGAUAUGCCUCUUGCUCUAUUAUCAUUCUCCAUUCUGUAAGCAGAUUAAUAAUAAAAAGUAGCAGCACAUUCUUUCAAAGUUCAUAUUUGGCUUUUUUUCAGCUUCAGAGUUUAGCCGUAACAUAGUAAGGAGGACUGUACUGUUUUGCUACUGAAAUCUUGAGUGAUCCUGCUUAUUUCAUAUUGUAAUCGCUUAAAAAAAUCUCAAACUCAAAAAAGCAAGAGGAACAAAAAGGUAAAAAUAAAUGGAAUGUAUUCAACUAA
Messenger RNA from Hemicordylus capensis (graceful crag lizard), 1281 nucleotides. RefSeq names its product superoxide dismutase 3 (gene SOD3). Bases 176 to 916 code for a protein of 246 amino acids. Gene Ontology annotation, biological process: removal of superoxide radicals. The transcript is spliced from 2 exons. Gene Ontology annotation, molecular function: copper ion binding; superoxide dismutase activity. Lineage: Eukaryota; Metazoa; Chordata; Lepidosauria; Squamata; Cordylidae. The record is from RefSeq and is a predicted model, not a curated record.